GCGAAACUUCCCCUUCUACUCCACGUUCUGCACCUGCGGUUUGGCUGCCAGAAGGGAGCAAGAGACGGCGUAAGGAGCAAGAGACGGCGCGAGCGAGGUUGCAACGGAAAGAAUGGUCGGCAGAAUGAAGGACCGACCCCGCUGAAGAUGGGGUACUUUUGUUGUGUGUGUGUUGCAUCACACGUCAACACCAUAACUUCUACCACUCGACUCAUCACGACAGACACCAGUUGCUGAGCGCAGUGCCACGACCACCAGACAAUGCAAUGAGCCUCCCAACUCCCCUCACCGGGCGCCUCGUCUCCCUGCAGACAAAGGACGAAGUGCGGGCCAGCCUCGAAGUCCACAGCGUCUACGUUGUCGAGGUCCCAGCCAAGUUUGCCAACGUUGUCAAGGAUGCCGUCCAAGCUGAAAUCCCCGACUUCAAGACGUCCGAGAUCUCGCACUUGCGCCGCGUCGUGCAGUUCAAGUACCUGCCGCCUUCACUGCAGAAGCAAUUCUAUCCGCCUGCGAGGCUCCCGAGAGUGCGCUACUUCCUGCUGUGUCCCACACGACACAUCCAGCAUGCAGACCUCUUCGCCAUCCUGCGCCGCUGCCCGCCCUUCGACGGCAAGACCGCUCCCCCACGGAUCAUGUACGUGACCGUCCCAGCCUUUGCGCCUAUAUCUGCCGAGCAGGCUGCCGAGUGGAGCGACUCGUACUGGCCCAUCUCGUACAAGAACACCAAUCCGUACGGCCCACAUCCCAGUCUUGUCGCGCGCAAUACAGCAGAAAUCGAGGGCGAAGCGGGAACCUGGCUUGCGCUUGCAAAUACAGCCGCCAAGCAGAUCUCGGACAAGUGUCUCGGCGAGCGACUCGGCGUCGUUGUCGUUGAUCGCCAGAAAGACCCUCCAGAAGUUAUCGCUGUCGCGGGUGACUGCCGCUGGCGAUCACCAAUUGGUGCAGUGGAACCCCACAAAGGUCAAGGCAAUGUCAUGGCUCACGCCGUCCAACGCGCCAUCGCCAUGGUCGCCAAGAAGCGUCUUCGUCUUGCGGGCACUGACCCUGCAUUGCUGGACCGUUCACUCUUCUGUGAUAGUCCCCUUACGGACGUCGAGAAAACAUACUACGAAAAGGACAAUAUUUCAUCAAGCGGCUACUUGUGCGUCGACUUGGACAUUUACCUCACCAACGAGCCCUGUGUCAUGUGCUCAAUGGCGAUUCUGCAUUCAAGGUUCAGGCGCUGCAUCUUCGCGAAGCGCAUGCCAUACACCGGCGGUAUGACGGCUGACAGCGCGCAUGGUGGUCUGGUUACGGGAGGCGGCUUGAGGCACGGCCUGUUCUGGCGUCCGAGCGAGCUGAACUGGAAGUUCCUGGCUUGGGAAUAUCACGAGGAUGGCAAGGAUGCGAAGACCGUCGCGAACGUCAAGGAGAGACUGCAUGUGUAGAUUUGGGGCCGGCGGAACAGAUUCCACAUUGGAUAAAUGGUAUUAUCACGGCGCAUUGGAUUAGAUGUUGACUUCACUACGUGGGUGUGGUAACAUGGAUUGUAGAAUAGCUCUCAAUGAUGGCAGAUUUAUCAUGCG
Molecule: messenger RNA, 1565 nt
Organism: Dothidotthia symphoricarpi CBS 119687
Lineage: Eukaryota; Fungi; Ascomycota; Dothideomycetes; Pleosporales; Dothidotthiaceae
Exons: 3
Coding region: 267-1427 (386 amino acids)
Cellular component (GO): cytoplasm; nucleus
Molecular function (GO): tRNA-specific adenosine-34 deaminase activity
Source: RefSeq, a predicted model, not a curated record